AUGAACAACCACAUUUCGAUCAACCAUCUUCCCACAAGUUACAACCUCAUCGAUUUCCCCCCUCCCACUGCCGCCCUCUCCACCCCCACCUCCAAUAUAGGGGGGAGUCAAAGGGGGCAGGUGGGGGGGUGGGGGGGUUGGGCGUGGUGGUGUUGGGGGUUGUGUGCGGGGGGGGGGUGGGGGAUGGGAUAUCUGUCGAAGUUGCGUGUUAGAGUUUGCAAUUGGGGUUUGGGGGCGCUGAUGGGGUGUGCAGGUGGGGGGGGGGGGACUGGGGUGGGGGGUGGGGGUGAGGUGGUGACACCCCCGCUGCACCAGACCAUGUCUACCCAUCAUCCAAACGGAAACAACCACGCCGGGCCGCGGAGGGGGGGCGGAUGGUCUCCUCAGUGGGGGCGGGCGGGGGCGGAUUGUGCGGUGGGGUGGUAG
Knipowitschia caucasica is the source of this 426-nucleotide messenger RNA. Lineage: Eukaryota; Metazoa; Chordata; Actinopteri; Gobiiformes; Gobiidae. The record is from the annotation of a GenBank genome assembly.